AUGGCGGCAGGUGUGAUUGCACCUUCUCUAACAGAGAUACUUACUAAAUCUAUUCAUACUGGAAUAUUUCCAGACGAAUGGAAGGAAGCAAGGGUGUCGCCAGUGUAUAAGAACGAUGCAAAGAAUGAUCCGAGCAAUUAUAGGCCUAUAUCGGUGAUUCCAACGGUUUCAAAGAUUUUUGAGAAAAUUAUCUUUGACCAACUUAAUAAAUAUUUUAACGACAACAAUCUGUUGACCACCUGUCAAUCUGGAUUUCGGUCAUUGCAUAGUACAGUAACAGCUUUGCUGGAGGCUACAAAUAACUGGUCUGUUAAUAUAGAUAAUGGUCUAAUUAAUGGGGUUGUUUUCAUUGAUCUGAAAAAAGCCUUUGCUACUAUUGAUCAUCAGAUAAUUUUACAGAAAUUAGAACAUUAUGGUAUCGACCGUUAUAGUUUAAAAUGGUUCGAAACUUAUCUUACAGGCAUCAAUCUUAUCUUCACAUGUUAA
Molecule: messenger RNA, 486 nt
Organism: Paramuricea clavata
Lineage: Eukaryota; Metazoa; Cnidaria; Anthozoa; Malacalcyonacea; Plexauridae
Source: the annotation of a GenBank genome assembly